UUGUAACUUACGUUUAUGUUUACAGCUAAUCUUAUCGGUGGAGAUUUCGCUCCACCAAAAAGACCUAACUUUGGAACAGUGGGAAAAACGAUCGCUCUCAGGACAAAUUUUUUUCAACUUCGCCUUCCCAAAGGAGACAUACAUCAUUACGAUCUUAGUAUAUCUCCCGAUAAGUGUCCAAGGCGCGUGAACCGAAAUGUUGUCGAGACGAUGGUAAACACAUAUCACAAAGUUUUUGGAGGACAAAGGCCUGUUUUCGAUGGAAGAAAAAACCUCUAUAGCAGUAAAGCUUUGCCGAUCGGACGAAAACCAAUUGAUUUUGAAGUAACACUUCCAACUGAGAACAGUAAAGACAAGGUAUUUAAGGUGACUGUUAAAUGGGUCGCACAAGUCAGCUUAUUUGCACUGGAACAAGCAUUAGAAGGAAAACACAAUCAAAUCCCUUUUGAGACCAUCCAGGCUCUUGAUGUGGUGUUGAGACAUUUGCCAUCCAUGAAGUAUAUACCUGUUGGAAGAUCUUUCUUCUCGCAGCCAGAAGGCUAUUACCAUCCCCUAGAGAGUGGGCGUGAAGUUUGGUUUGGCUUUCAUCAGAGUGUCCGACCAUCGCAGUGGAAGAUGAUGCUGAACAUUGAUGUUUCAGCCACAGCAUUCUAUAAAUGCCAGCCAGUUGUAGAGUUCAUGUGUGAAGUCCUUCGCAGACAAGAACAGGAUCUUCAAAAGACGAAACCAUUGUCUGAUGCAGAAAGACUGAAAUUCACCCGAGAGAUAAAAGGUAUGGAGCCACUUAUUGCAUGCAUAUGA
Molecule: messenger RNA, 801 nt
Organism: Pocillopora damicornis (cauliflower coral)
Lineage: Eukaryota; Metazoa; Cnidaria; Anthozoa; Scleractinia; Pocilloporidae
Product: protein argonaute-2
Molecular function (GO): RNA binding; protein binding
Source: RefSeq, a predicted model, not a curated record